CGAAUUAAAAGAGUACUAGCAGCUAAUUAACUCAUAAACCUUUUCAUCUUCAAGAAAAAGAACAUGCCGAUUUCAAGAAUUUUCAUUGGAAGUUUGAAAGAGGCUGCCCAUCCUGAUACCCUCAAGGCUGCAUUAGCUGAAUUCAUUUCCAUGCUUAUUUAUGUUUUUGCCGCUGAAGGCUUUGCCGCAUCAUCCCGGUUGACGAGCGGCGAUUUGCAAGCCCAGCUGAUUGCGGCAGCGAUAAACCAUGCAUUUGCUCUUGUCGCUGUAGUUUCAGUGGCGGCAAACAUAUCUGGAGGUCAUGUAAAUCCUGCUGUCACAUUUGGUGCCUUUAUGGGAGGUCACAUAACCUUAUGCAGGACUAUUUUGUAUUGGAUUGCUCAAUUGCUUGGAUCUGUCGUGGCUUGCUUGCUUCUCAAGUAUUCUGUUGUUGGUGUGGAAGUAUCACCAUUCGCUCCAACACCACGCAAUGCAGUUGUUUUUGAGAUAGUGACGACAUUUGUUCUUGUUUACACUAUUUAUGCAACUAAAAUUGACCCCAAGAGGAGUAACUCGAGUGUCAUAAUUGCCCCAGUUGCAAUUGGUUUCAUUGUUGGUGCCAACAUCUUGUCUGGUGGUGCUUUUUACGGUGCAGCAAUGAAUCCGGCUGCGCCCUUUGGUCAAGCAAUGGUUAGCUGGACAUGGAACAACCACUGGGUUUACUGGCUCGGUACAUUCGUCGGUGCUGCAAUUGCUUCUUUGGUCUAUGAAAUCAUCUUCAUUCCCAAGAACACUGAUCACGAGAAGCUACCUAUUAGUAUCCGCAGAGCCAACUUCAUUGAAGGAGAUUCCAUUGACUCCCUUCGUCAAAAACUGAUACCAUGCUAAAAAGCUAAAAACAAUUUUUUUUUGUACAUAUAUAAGUUUUUAAAUAUCCUUGACAUACGAGAGGUUUCAAAAU
Molecule: messenger RNA, 940 nt
Organism: Lycium ferocissimum
Lineage: Eukaryota; Viridiplantae; Streptophyta; Magnoliopsida; Solanales; Solanaceae
Product: aquaporin TIP1-2-like
Exons: 1
Coding region: 64-867 (267 amino acids)
Biological process (GO): transmembrane transport; water transport
Cellular component (GO): membrane
Molecular function (GO): water channel activity
Source: RefSeq, a predicted model, not a curated record